Molecule: messenger RNA, 663 nt
Organism: Rotaria sp. Silwood2
Lineage: Eukaryota; Metazoa; Rotifera; Eurotatoria; Philodinida; Philodinidae
Source: the annotation of a GenBank genome assembly
AUGGGUUCAUUAUGGAACAAGAUUGUAUGCUUAUUUCAAGAAAAGGAGGAGAUACGUAUACUUAUAGAUGGUCUUGAUUCAGCUGGUAAAACAACCGUUCUUUAUGUUAUGAAGUUUGGCGAAGACGUACAAACGAUUUCAACGCCUGAUUUCAACAUUGAGACAAUAGAAUUUCGAAAUUUCAAUAUAACCGCUUGGGAUAUUGUUGGUCGUGAAAGAAUUAGACCUCUAUGGAAGAAUCGUUUUAAAAAUAUAUCCGCUAUUGUUUUCGUCAUUGAUUCAACAGACCGAGAACGUUUAAAACAAAUGUACGAUGCACUUUACAAAAUAGUUAAUGACGAUGAACUCAACUAUCAACCUAUCCUUAUUCUAGCCAAUAAACAAGAUCUGUCAAAUGCAAUGAGAAUAAAUGAACUGUGUGAUAAACUUUCUAUGGAUAAAAUCGGUUUAAACAGGAAGUGGCAUAUACAAGAAACAAUAGCUACUAAAAGUCAAGGUCUUCAUCAAGGAUUCAAGUGGUUGAUGGAUCAAUUGGCUAAUAAAAAAGUCAAUGUUUCGAAUCCAAUCACUGAAGCAAUUAAUGAUUCAAAAGUAAUAGCAAAACGUUUUCUCUCCAUAUUCAAUUCAAUCAAUGUGAAAUCUAUAUUUCAAUCUACAAUAUAA